CUCCACUCUUCGCUCCCUUCCACCCAUUCCAACCCCCCGACCACAAUUUCACCUCGCGUUUGUCUUGCGAAGCCCCAACAACCGCGACCAUGAGGCAAGGCGCGUCUUUCGACCUGGUCGCUCUCGACCCCACCGCGCGCAGCGUGCUCGACGAUGCGGACGCCGAGGCCGAGCCGGCCCGGCGAGCGCAGCACGACUCGCGCUCGACCUCGUCCGCCAGCUCGCCCGCUCCUCCCGAAAAUGAAGAGUCCGACUUCUUCGUGGCCGGCAACGACUCCCAGUCGUCCCUCGGCGUGCCGAACCUCCAAGACAUGCAGGUCGCGGACGACGCGUGCCUUUCGCCCUUCAACCGUCUGCCGAACGAAAUCCUAAUAGCCAUCUUCGCUCGGCUGAGCAGCCCCGCGGAUCUUCUCCGCAUCAUGAAGGUCUGCAAGCGCUGGGCCCGCAACGCCGUCGAGAUACUCUGGCACCGCCCGUCGUGCACAACGUGGGAGAAGCACGAGCGCAUCUGCCGGACCCUGGCUCUGGAGCACCCGUACUUCUCGUACCGCGACUUUGUCAGGCGCCUGAACUUGUCUGCGCUCGCUGCAAAGGUCAACGACGGCAGCGUCAUGCCCUUGGCUGCGUGCACCCGAGUCGAGCGCCUUACCCUGACCGGGUGUAGCAACCUAACGGACUUGGGGCUCAUCGCCCUCGUCUCGAACAAUAGCCAUCUCUACUCUCUUGACGUCUCGCUUGGCUCCUCGUCAUCGUCAUCCUCGGAGGUCGUCUUUCAUGACCACAUCACGGAGGCCUCGAUCGAUGCCAUCUCCGCCAACUGCCCGCGCUUGCAAGGCCUCAACGUGUCGGGUUGCCACAGGAUUGCCAACGAGAGCUUCAUCCAGCUGGCCCACAGCUGCAGGUACAUCAAGAGGCUCAACAACUGCCCCCAACUCUCCGAUGACGCUGUUCUCGCCUUCGCGGAACAUUGCCCCAAUAUUCUCGAGCUGGACCUCAACCAGUGCCGGCAACUCACCAACGAACCGGUGACGGCGCUGUUUACCAAGGCCAGGGCCCUUCGCGAGUUCCGCCUCGCCGGCUGCGACUUGAUCGACGAUGCUGCCUUCCUUUCGCUCCCGCCGGGCAGGCGUUUUGAACAUCUGCGCAUUCUCGACCUCAGCUCCUGCACGAGGCUCACGGACCGGGCCGUUGAGAAGAUCACCGAGGCGGCGCCGAGGCUUCGGAACUUGGUGUUGCAGAAGUGCCGCAACCUCACCGAUGCCUCUGUCUAUGCCAUCUCCCGGCUUGGAAAGAAUCUCCACUAUCUUCACCUGGGCCACUGCUCGCUCAUCACCGACGAGGCGGUCAAGCAUCUCGUCUCCUCGUGCAACCGGAUGCGAUACAUAGAUCUUGGCUGCUGCACGCGCCUCACGGAUGACUCGGUGACCAAGCUGGCCGCCCUUCCAAAACUCAAAAGGAUCGGGCUCGUCAAGUGCGCCAGCAUUACCGACGCCAGCGUCAUCGCCCUGGCAAAUGCGAACCGACGACCGCGGCUGCGCAAGGACUCGUUCGGCAAUAUGAUUCCGGGGGAAUACAGCAGCAGCCAGAGCUGCCUGGAACGGGUCCAUCUGAGCUAUUGCACCAACCUGACGCAGGAGAGCAUCAUCCGGCUUCUUAACUCCUGCCCUCGGUUGACUCACCUCAGCUUGACAGGGGUCCAAGCCUUUCUCAGAGACGAUCUGGAGGACUUCUCGCGAGAUGCGCCGCCCGAAUUCACUGAACAUCAGCGGUCGGUCUUCUGCGUAUUCUCGGGUCAGGGGGUUGUCGGUCUGCGCAGGCAUUUAAAUCAGCUUCGGCAGGCGCAGCUUCCCCCGCGCGAUGGGUCCCAUGCGAAUGAGACCAUCUUCCCUGACAUGCCCGUGGCGACAGCGGGUUUUUCCCAUCUCCAGACCAACGAAGGAGGCUUUGAUGAUCCAGAGGCUGACGCGAUAGACGAAGACGACGGUCUUGAAGAUGGGUCUGAGAUGGUUAUUGACCCGCAGCCACUGCUCAACAACCAGAACCCCGCAAUUCCCCCGCUGCCGCCGACCCAGUCGAUGCCGCAGGACAGCGAGCCCGUCAGCCCGACCAAUCCCAUCCCCUACGUGAGCGGUCAUCCGCCUUACCUCCCACACCGGGUAGUCCCGCCGCAACCGCCGACCCUCCAAGCGCCGCAGCCAGAGGCGUCGACGUCGCAGGAAAGCGCUUCUGCAAAUCCGAAUGAUCCUUUCGCGAAUACUCCCCUGUGAGCCCGGAUGAUCCCUUUGCAUACGUGAGCGGGCACCCGCCAUACAUCCCCAGGCGGGUUCCAAUUCCCGACAAGAUUGUGCCACUUCCCGCACUGCCGGAGCAACCGCCGCCCGAAUCUCAGGCGGCAUCAUCAGCACAAGAUGUGGAGGAUGACGACCCUGUGAGCCCAGAUGAUCCCUUCGCCUACGUGAGCGGCCACCCGCCUUACGUUCCACGACGAGUUCCGAUCCCGGACA
Molecule: messenger RNA, 2504 nt
Organism: Thermothielavioides terrestris NRRL 8126
Lineage: Eukaryota; Fungi; Ascomycota; Sordariomycetes; Sordariales; Chaetomiaceae
Exons: 5
Coding region: 90-2267 (725 amino acids)
Molecular function (GO): protein binding
Source: RefSeq, a predicted model, not a curated record